This is a messenger RNA of Bombina bombina (fire-bellied toad), 3672 nucleotides long. Its product is annotated as oocyte zinc finger protein XlCOF6-like. The record is from RefSeq and is a predicted model, not a curated record. The transcript has 4 exons. Gene Ontology annotation, molecular function: RNA polymerase II cis-regulatory region sequence-specific DNA binding; DNA-binding transcription factor activity. Gene Ontology annotation, biological process: regulation of transcription by RNA polymerase II. Bases 317 to 2866 code for a protein of 849 amino acids. NCBI's taxonomy places the organism in Eukaryota, Metazoa, Chordata, Amphibia, Anura, Bombinatoridae.
GGGGCCAGCUGAAAUAAAAGUGCGUAUGGCGCACCAAGAUGGAGGAUGCUGGAAGUAUGUGGAGCGAUCCUGGGGGCAUUAGAAGUUAUGUGCAGUUAAAUAGACACAGCCAGAGCUCUGAGAGAUAACAGGUAUUGAUGUAACUGGAGUGAAUAAGGGAACCUUCUUCCUGAGCACAGACAUUGGAGCCUGUUAUCAGCAUGAACUCAUAUGUGUUAGACACAGCCAGAGCUCUGAGAGAUAUCAGGUAUUGAUGUAACUGGAGUGAAUAAGGGAACCUUCUUCCUGAGCACAGACAUUGGAGCCUGUUAUCAGCAUGAACUCAUAUGUGUUAGAUAAGCACUUGAAUAGUUCAUAUCCAUCCUUCACUACAGGAAACAUCAGAAUGAAACCACAAACUCCAAAAGUCUUAGACACUAAUGACUAUUCACAAACAUUGGGGAUAUCACAGCAGAUAUUUAGCGAAGAUGGUGAAUUGGCAGGAACUGUGAAGCAAUCAUUAUGUACAGAGAGUAAUUUAGUCAUCAAACAAGAGGACAACAUUUAUGACUUAUCUAGUGAAAUUAUUAUCCCAGAGGAAAUACCACACACACUUACUGAGUUUUCAAAACAUAUUAAAGAAGGGAGAAGUCUACAGUCUAGCCAAAUGAUUAAAACAAAGGAGAAACCUUUCAAAUGUACAGAAUGUGAGAAAAGCUUUAGAUGGAAGUCUCCUCUACUAGAACACUACAAAAUUCACACAGGUGAGAAACAAUACACAUGUCCUGAGUGCGGCAAAUGUUUUACACAAAUGGAUUAUCUGAAAACUCAUGAAAGAGGUCACACAGGAGAAAACACUUUCAUUUGUGCAGAGAGUGGGAAAAGUUUUACACAAAAGGGUAAACUGAAAACUCAUGAAAGGAUUCACACAGGGAAAAAGCCUUUCACAUGUACAGAGUGUGGAAAAAGUUUUACACGAAAGAGUGAUCUGAAAACACAUGAAAGGAUUCACACAGGAGAAAAGCCUUUCACAUGUACAGAGUGUGGAAAAAGUUUUACACAAAAGGGUGAUCUGAAAAAGCAUGCAAGGAUUCACACAGGAGAAAUGCCUUUCACAUGUACUGAGUGUGGAAAAGGUUUUACACAAAUGCAUAGUCUGAAAACUCAUGAAAGGAUUCACACAGGAGUAAGGCCUUUCACAUGUACUGAGUGUGGAAAAAGUUUUACACAAAUGGAUCAUCUGAAAAAUCAUGAAAUGAUUCACACAGGAGAAAAGCCUUUCACAUGUACUGAGUGUGGAAAAAGUUUUACACGAAUGGAUUUUCUGAAAACUCAUGAAAUGAUUCACACAGGAGAAAAGCCUUUCACAUGUACUGAGUGUGGAAAAAGUUUUACACGAAUGGGUCGUCUGAAAACUCAUGAAAGGAUUCACACAGGAGUAAGGCCUUUCACAUGUACAGAGUGUGGAAAAUGUUUUACACAAAUGUAUAAUCUGAAAAGGCAUGAAAGGAUUCACACAGGGAAAAAGCCUUUCACAUGUACUGAGUGUGGAAAAAGUUUUACACGAAAGAGUGAUCUGAAAACUCAUGAAAGGAUUCACACAGGAGUAAAGCCUUUCACAUGUACAGAGUGUGGAAAAAGUUUUACACGAAAGUGUGAUCUAAAAGCUCAUGAAAGGAUUCACACAGGAGAAAAGCCUUUCACAUGUGCAGAAAGUGGGAAAAGUUUUACACAAAAGUGUAAACUGAAAACUCAUGAAAUGAUUCACACAGAAAAAAAGCCUUUCAAAUGUACAGAGUGUGGAAAAAGCUUUACACAAAAGGGUAAUCUGAAAAAGCAUGUAAGGAUUCACAUAGGAGAAAUGCCUUUCACAUGUACUGAGUGUGGAAAAAGUUUUACACGAAUGAAUAGUCUGAAAACUCAUGAAAGGAUUCACACAGGAGUAAGGCCUUUCACAUGUACUGAGUGUGGAAAAAGUUUUACACGAAUGGAUCAUCUGAAAUCUCAUGAAAUGAUUCACACAGAAGAAAAGCCUUUCACAUGUACUGAGUGUGGAAAAAGUUUUACACAAAUGAAUAGUCUGAAAACUCAUGAAAUGAUUCACACAGGAGAAAAGCCUUUCACAUGUACUGAGUGCGGAAAAAGUUUUACACAAAUGGAUCGUCUGAAAAUUCAUGAAAUGAUUCACACAGGAGAAAAGCCUUUCACAUGUACAGAGUGUGGAAAAUGUUUUACACAAAUGUAUAAUCUGAAAAGGCAUGAAAGGAUUCACACAGGGAAAAAGCCUUUCACAUGUACAAAGUGUGGAAAUAGUUUUACACGAAAGAGUGAUCUGAAAACACAUGAAAGGAUUCACACAGGAGAAAAGCCUUUCACAUGUACAGAGUGUGGAAAAAGUUUUACACGAAACAGUGAUCUGAAAAAGCAUGAAAGGAUUCACACAGGAGAAAAGCCUUUCACAUGUACUGAGUGCGGAAAAAGUUUUACACAAAUGGAUCGUCUGAAAACUCAUGAAAUGAUUCACACAGGAGAAAAGCCUUUCACAUGUACAGAGUGUGGAAAAUGUUUUACACACAUGUAUAAUCUGAAAAGGCAUGAAAGGAUUCACACAGGGAAAAAGCCUUUCACAUGUACAAAGUGUGGAAAUAGUUUUACACAAAAGAGUGAUCUGAAAACACAUGAAAGGAUUCACACAGGAGAAAAGCCUUUCACAUGUACAGAGUGUGGAAAAAGUUUUACACGAAACAGUGAUCUGAAAACUCAUAAAAUAAUUCACACAGGAGAAAAGCCUUUCACAUGUACAGAGUGUGGAAAAUGUUUUACACAAAUGUAUAAUCUGAAAACACAUGAAAGGAUUCACAAGGGAAGAAACCUUUCACAUGUUUAGAAAGUUGAAAAAAGUUUUUUAUUGAAAUCAGGUAUCACAAAACACUAACGGCUAGAUUACGAGUUCUGCGUUAGCCUUAAAAAGCAGCGUUAAGGGGUCCUAACGCUGAUUUUUAAUGCCCGCUGGUUUUACGAGUCUGGCAGGUACAGGUGUACCGCUCACUUUUUUUCUGCGACUCAAGGCUACCGCAAAUCCCCUUACGUCAAUUGUGUAUCCUAUCUUUUUAAUGGGAUUUGCCUAACGCCGGUAUUAUGAGUCUUGGAAGAAGUGAGCGGUACAGCCUCUACCUCCAAGACUCCUACCGCAUAAUAAAGUCAGUAGUUAAGAGUUUUAUGGGCUAACGCGAAACAUAAAGCUCUUAAUUACAGUGCUAAAAGUACACUAACAACCAUAAACUACCUAUGAAACCCUAAACCGAGGCCCCCCCACACCGCAAACACUAUAAUAAAAAAAAUUAACCCCUAAUCUGCCGACCGGACAUCGCCGCCACAAUCAUUAUCUCUAUGAACCCCUAAUCUGCUGUCCCUAACAUCGCCGACACCUAUAUUAUAUUUAUUAACCCCUAAUCUGCCGACCAGACAUCGCCGCCACUAUAAUAAAUAUAUUAACCCCUAAACCGCCGCAAUCCCUCCUCACAAACCCUAUAAUAAAUUGUAUUAACCCCUAAUCUGCCCCCCACGUUGCCGCAAUUUACCUACAAUGAUUAACCCCUAAUCUGCCACCCCCAACAUCGCCGCUACUAUAAUAGUUAUUAACCCCUAAACCUAAGUCUAACCCUAACACCCCCCUAAAUUAAAUAUAAUUUA